UCUCGAUCAAUCUUAAUUUCUUGCAUAGGUCUUAAGACUGAUCACGAUCGAUAUGGUGAAGUUCAGUGCUGGCUGUGUCGCGUUGUCUCUGUGCUGCUGCCUUUGGCUUGCAUUCUUGGCCGGGCUGCCGGCAGAAGCAGCCCGCGGCGGCAAGAAGGAGACCGUGGAGGAGACGGUUAAGAGGGUAGUGGGCACGGCCAUGGAGGGCAGCGGUCGCCGCCUCGGCGCCGCCCUCGUCCGGUUGCUCUUCCACGAUUGCUGGGUCCAGGGUUGCGACGCUUCCGUGCUCUUGGAUACGGUGCCGGCCGGCAGCGGCACCGGCGAGAAGGACGCCAAGAACAACAACGGCCUGGACGGCUUCAACCUGAUCGACGACAUCAAGGCCGAGCUCGUCCGCCUCGGCGAGACCAACGUCUCCUGCGCCGACAUCCUCGUGCUCGCCGCCCGCGACGCGACGGCCAUCCUCAGCGGGGGCACAAUCAACUACGCCAUCAAGCGAGGCCGCGUGGAUGGCGUGGUCUCCUCGGCGUCCGACGCCGACGCCAUACUCCCUCCCUCCACCUUCAAAAUAAAGCAACUCAAGGACAACUUCGCCCUCAAGGGCUUCACCACGCGGGAGCUCGUGGCCCUCUCCGGCGCGCACGCCGUCGGCGUCGCCCACCUGCAAUCCUUCGCCGACCGCCUCAACUCCUCCACGGAGACGCCGAUCGACGGAGCCUACCGGAACGCGCUCCGGAACCACACCGAGGCCCAGAAGACGGCGCAAGGAACAAACGACCCGAUCGAGUUGAACAACAUCCGUGACAUGGACGGGAAGUUCCAGACAGACGCCGGAUACGACGCCACGGGGGUGAACACGGCGGUGGUGGGCGUCCUGGACAACAGCUACUACAAGGCCAACCUCCAGAAUAGGGUGCUCUUCAGGUCCGACUGGGAGCUCCGCAACGACACUGACACCGCCGCCAAUGCUGGAAUUGCUCUGGCAGAGUUCGGCAGCAGCGCCAGCAAGUGGUUCGUCGCCUUCAGCAAUGCCAUGGCCAAGCUUAGUGAUCUCCGUGCCGAGGGCCCACGCUUCGAGAUCAGAAAGAACUGCAGAAAGAUUAACUAGACCAAUACGUGUGUAUUGUGAUGAUUUGUAUUAGAGAUUAAGGUUCUAUAUAUACAUAUUCACCUCAUUGGUCGGUUUGUAUUAUCCAAUUGAUAACAUGUCAAA
Molecule: messenger RNA, 1213 nt
Organism: Brachypodium distachyon (stiff brome)
Lineage: Eukaryota; Viridiplantae; Streptophyta; Magnoliopsida; Poales; Poaceae
Product: peroxidase 2
Exons: 2
Coding region: 53-1108 (351 amino acids)
Biological process (GO): response to oxidative stress
Cellular component (GO): plant-type cell wall; plasmodesma
Molecular function (GO): heme binding; peroxidase activity
Source: RefSeq, a predicted model, not a curated record